UGAUAAACCAUUGGUUUUUAUAGACAUGACGUGUAGUCAAGUGUUACACACUUUGCAUUCAACUUAUUGAUUUCAAGUAUUUUUGACUCGUUUGGUAAAUAAUGAAGUUGUUGUGGUUGUCAUCAAUUUAUACCAUAAUUGGUUUGAUUGAGUGUCACCUAAACACAAGUGAAGAGUCGUGUUCUUCGGAUGGUUUUUGUCCGGAUGUUAACUAUGGUCCACACUCUCCAUACAUUCCCUGCAGUUAUUUACCUAUGGAUUUCUUGGAAUGUGAUCCACUAUAUGAUCAUAAGGGCAACGAAACUGCCAAAGAGGUGAUGGGUUAUGGAUGUACUAAAUUUGGGGCCCAAAAAUACGAAGACAUGCAGUUUACGUCCCGAAACUGUACUGUUUUAGAUGGUAUUGACUGCUUUGGAUCUAAAAAUUUUAUGAAACCCAACUUUCCUUGUGUUAAAUAUACCGGUCAUUAUUUUGUGACCACUUUAUUAUACUCAUUAUUAUUGGGUUUCCUGGGAAUGGAUCGCUUCUGUUUGGGUCAUACGGGCACAGCUGUGGGUAAACUAUUGACAUUGGGUGGGGUUGGCAUUUGGUGGAUUGUCGACAUUGUACUACUUGUUACCGGACAUCUAGUCCCUGAAGAUGCCAGCAAUUGGAUGCCAACCGCUUAGAUAUCAAUACAUUUAAAACAGUUGUAUAUAAUUGUAAAUAAUAUAUAAUAUUAUG
This is a messenger RNA of Oppia nitens, 723 nucleotides long. RefSeq names its product TM2 domain-containing protein 2-like (gene amrt). The transcript has 5 exons. NCBI's taxonomy places the organism in Eukaryota, Metazoa, Arthropoda, Arachnida, Sarcoptiformes, Oppiidae. The record is from RefSeq and is a predicted model, not a curated record. Bases 102 to 668 code for a protein of 188 amino acids.